ACCGCUUUUGGAUCAUCAAAACCCUUUCUUUCCAAAAACCCAAACCCUUGGCGGCUGUGAGACCCGUUGUUGCUCCAUCACUCUACUCUCUCUCUCUCUCUUCUCAUCUCUUUCUCUCACUAGCGAAAUCUUUCUCUUAGGGUUUCCUAAAACCCCAAUUAUCCAAUUCUCUGUUUGUGUGUUGUUUUAGGGUUUAUUAUUGAAGAAGAGUGAAGAUUUAUUAAAAAGAUAAAGGGAUCUUUAAAUCUGGUCAUGGCUACCGUUUCACCUGCGGAUCAAACAGCUACUGAUUUGCUUCAGAAGUUGACAUUAGAUACUCAAACCAAAGCUUUGGAUAUUCCUGAGCCAACCAAGAAGCCAACUGCUAACCAGUUUGGUUCAGUUGACUCUGGCAAUGCUCCUAAUGGUCAGAUCCCAUCAGCAGAGCGGUCAAUGACUCCAGUUCUACCGGAUUUCAUGGAUCCUUCAAUGUGCUAUGUCCCAAAUGCUGCUUAUCCUUCUUACUACUUUGGAGGAGCCUAUGAUGGUACCAGUAAUGAUUGGGAUGACUACUCGAGAUAUGUGAAUCCAGAUGGAGUGGAUAUGAACACUGGAGUUUAUGGGGAUAAUGGGUCUUUGUUGUAUCAUCACGGUUACGGGUAUGCGCCUUAUGGUCCAUAUUCACCAGCUGCAUCACCAGUUCCCACCAUGGGAAAUGAUGGUCAGCUGUAUGGACCACAGCACUACCAGUACCCGCCUUAUUUCCAGCCGCUUACUCCAAAUAGUGCGCCAUUUACACCUAAUCCUGCAGUUUCACAAAGCGAGGUUUCUACUUCAGUAGCUGCUGAUCAGAAGCCUCUGCCUGUUGAAACAGCUAAUGGAAAUGCUAAUGGCAUUGUAAACACUGCCAACAACAUGAAGGGGAAUAAUAAUAAUGGUUCGGCGGCUCCUCUUAAACCAGCAUCGUACCAGAACUCAUCUUUUAACUCGAAUGGUUCGUACGGAAGGGGUCCUUUGCCAGGUCGUGUUUCUACUCCUGGUUAUCAGGAUCCGAGAUUUGGUUUUGAUGGUUUACGUUCUGGAAUUCCAUGUUUAGAUGCACCACUUUUUUCAGAUUGGCAGCCGAGGCCGGUGACAAGCUCAACUAUAACUUCAUCAAUAUCAAAUGGCAACAAUCCAUCAAGGAAUCAAAAUUAUCGCCCGAAUUCACAGUUCAUGGGAGUGCAUCACCCUAGACCGUUGUCUGCUAUGAGUCCGGGGUACAUUAACAGACUUUAUCCAAACAAGCUAUACGGUCAGUAUAGCAACGCCAUUAGAUCUGGCAUGGGAUUUGGAUAUGGAUACGAUUCACGACCAAACCAACGAACAUGGUUAGCUGUUGAUGGAAAGUACAAGCCAAGGGGGCGAAAUGGUGGUUACUAUGGAUAUGGUAACGAGAACAUGGACGGCUUAAAUGAAUUGAACAGAGGGCCUAGAGCCAAGGGUUCCAAGAACCAAAAGGAGUUUGCUGCACCCCCUACUCUUGCAGUUAAGGGUCAAAACUUGCCAACAACAGUUACUAAUGACAAGGAGAAGGACAAGACUGUUGGUGUUCCUGACCGUGAACAAUACAACAAGGCAGAUUUCUCAGAGGAAUAUGCUGAUGCCAAGUGUUUCAUUAUAAAGUCUUACAGUGAGGAUGAUGUUCACAAGAGUAUCAAGUAUAGUGUUUGGGCAAGUACUCCUAAUGGUAACAAGAAGCUUCAUGCUGCAUACAUGGAGGCUCAGGAGAAGCCUGGCAGCUGCCCUGUAUUCCUCUUUUUCUCGGUCAAUACUAGCGGGCAAUUUGUUGGUUUAGCUGAGAUGACAGGACCAGUUGAUUUCAACAAGAACCUCGAGUAUUGGCAACAAGACAAAUGGAACGGCUGCUUCCCAGUCAAGUGGCACAUCGUUAAAGACGUACCUAACAGUUUGUUGAAGCACAUUACCCUCGACAACAACGAGAACAAACCCGUGACAAACAGCAGGGACACUCAAGAGGUCAAGCUGGAGCCAGGGCUUAAAUUGAUCAAGAUAUUCAAGGAGCACUCGAGCAAGACUUGUAUCCUUGACGAUUUUGGCUUUUACGAGACUCGCCAGAAGACUAUUCAGGAGAAGAAAGCUAAGCAACAGCAAUUUCAGAAACAGGUGUGGGAAGGAAAGCCGGUCGAUGAGAAGAAGGAAGUAGUGGCAAAUGGAGAGUUGAACCCAAAACCGUCUGAGGUUGUUUCAUCAGAGGUCACUAAGGAUGCUUUGCCAACCACCACAGCAGCUCAAGCUGGCAACAGUGUUAAGGUUUCCGAGAAUGGAUCUGCUACCACAACCAUGGAUGCCCCAAAGGGUGCUAAGCCAGUAGUUGUGGCUGACAAGAGAAAUGUUGCAAACGGGGUUGCUAAUGGUUGCUAAUCUCUGCGAAAUGCAAGAUGGCGGUCCUCGCUCUCCAUUGAAUAGUUUUGUUACCAAAAAAAAGAUAAAAAAAAAUCAGAAAGGUGUUUGCUUGCUGCUGAAUAUACUUAAAAGGGCAAACUUUCUGGCAAAAGUAAAUUCUGGGUAUUUCUGGGACUGCCAUUAGAAUCAAAAUCCGAAAGCUUUCGGUCCUGCUUAUGGAGAGAGAGUCAAUAAUUCAUUGAGAGAGGAAGAAGAAUAUGAAGAAGAAGAUUCAAUCUAGGGCAAUGUUGGUGAGAGGUGUCUCAUGUAGAAUUUGGAGUUUUUUUUUUCUUUUUUAAUAUUUUGCUACUACAGUGGGGUUUAGAAUCACCUAACAAGGUUUUGAGAUUGCUAGGGUUUUUGGGGGGUGUUAGGGUUUUCUGGUUUUUCUUUUUUUUAGUUGGGUUUUAUUAUUAUGAGAUAAUUUCUUGUCUUUUUUUUAUGGGUUUAUUUUUUUUUUUUGGUUGGCUUAUAUUUUCCCAGUCUUGUAAAUCUUUGCAGAGGUCAGCUUUUGAUUUUCUUGUCUUGUAAGAAAGAGAAAGAGAGAGAACUAGAAAAAAUCAAGGUGGGAAAUAUAUAAUUACAAUAUUAAUUAAUAUUAUAAUAGUCAAAAGCAGCUUAUAUAUCUAUAAAUAUUUUUAUGAA
Messenger RNA from Cannabis sativa, 3069 nucleotides. Its product is annotated as YTH domain-containing protein ECT4. Bases 253 to 2403 code for a protein of 716 amino acids. The record is from RefSeq and is a predicted model, not a curated record. Gene Ontology annotation, molecular function: mRNA binding. Gene Ontology annotation, biological process: mRNA destabilization. The transcript has 9 exons. NCBI's taxonomy places the organism in Eukaryota, Viridiplantae, Streptophyta, Magnoliopsida, Rosales, Cannabaceae. Gene Ontology annotation, cellular component: cytoplasm.